AGAACAACAAGCAUCUAACUGUGUAACAAGGUACGAUUCUGAGGGUGGGUUUGGACUUUGAGCGUUCAAAGCACCGUCAGAGCCUCCCGGCCCCCUGACAGAGCCCAUCUGCUGCUAUAAAAGCCCCGAGCUGAAGCUGAGAAAUCAGUCUCGUCCGAGUACUCGCCAAUACCAAGGGAGAGAGCUUCAACGAACCCAACAUGGGGGACUCAAAGCUCUGCCUUUUGCUGCUCAUCAGCACAACUGCCUUGGCUUUUGCCCAAGAUGAACCAACCUGCCUAUUGGCCCAAAGAUACAAGACCCUGCACAAGUACGAAUACCAAUAUGAAGCUGAAUCUCUGAACGCCAUCAACGGAGCCUCACAGCUCAAGAACGGACCCAAGGGCUCUUGCAAGGUUGAAAUUGAAGUGCCUCAGACUUGUAGUUACAUCAUCCGCACCACCGGCUGUAGCCUGAGUGAGGUGGUCGACAUGGACGCAGCGGGAAACCCUGUGUUCGGUCCCGCCGCCGGCUCCGACGCCUUUGCUGCUGAGAUGGAGAAGUAUCCUCUGAAGGUUGUGGUUGAGGGUGUGUACGAUGUCAAGCUGUACCCUGAAGACGGUGAGACUACAACCAUCCUGAACAUCAAGAGGGGUAUCGUCUCCGCCCUGGCUGUGCCUCUGGUGGAAGAGGACAAGAACAAGAACAUGCCCACCAUCCAUGGCAAGUGCAAGACCUAUUCCACUGUCAACGCUAGAGAGGACAUUGUAACUGACGUCACCAUCGAAAGGGAUCUGUCCAGAUGCGACAAAUUUGUCCCAGUGAGAGAUUACACCAGCCCACUGGCACUCAUCUCUGGCAUGCACUACCCUCUUGCCCAGAUGAUCAGAAGCAGCCAGACCUGCAACUACAAGUUUGACAAUGAGAAGAAACACAUGACUUCUGGAUCCUGUACAGAGAACCACAUCCUCAUUCCCUACUCUCACAAAGGAGAAUAUGGAGUUACCAAUGUUGGAAAGCAGGAACUGACUUUGAUUCAGGUUACUCCUCACAAUGAAAGAGUCUUUGACCACAGUGACAUCGUCAAGGGUCUUCACAUGGACGCCGUCGAGGACAAGAGUGUUGUCCAGGACAAAGAUGGAGCUCUGACCCUCCUGAGAGAACUGGCCGCUCUGCCUGAGACCGAGGGUGAAAAGAGGGCCCGCCUCUUCCAAGUCCUUGUCUACCUUGUCCGUGCAAUGAAGACUGAGACCCUGAGCCCUGCCGUUCCUGAAGCUCUUGCAGUGUCCCCUGUCCUGACCUACCAGGUCCUGGCCCAGUGCGGAACCCCUGAGUGCAGCAGUGCCAUCAUGCAGAUCCUCAGGACUUUCGACACCUCUUCACUUGAGGUCGAUGCUGGUGUUUUUGCUUUGGGACUCGUGUCCAAUCCUUCUGCCCUCCUGAUCAAUGACAUGCUGGAAAUGGCCAAGUACAAGCCCAGCAAAGCCAUCAUGUUUGCCCUGAGCAAUGUUGUUAAGAGGUUUUACAAAGCUGAGGGUAAAAUGAUCCCUGAGAUUUUCGCUGUUGCCGAGUUCAUGGGCACCCAGCUGGGUGACUGUACUGGAGACAAGGAAACCACUUUCAUGACAUUGAGAGUUAUUGGAAACAUGGCUCCAGCUAUGGCAGCUGCUGGCCCCGCACUCAGAGCUGGUGUGAUCCAGUGUGUGAACCAACCUGCUGCUUCCCCCGAAGUGCAACAGGCCGCCAUCCAGGUCUUCAGGCUGACUCCCGUCCCAGAGGAGGGAAGAGAGGUUCUCAUGCAGGUGCUUUUGGACGGCACCAGCCCUAUGCAAAAGCGUGUUGCCGCAUACCUGGUGCUUAUGAAGGACCCACUGCCCACUGAACUGUCCCAGCUGGCUGACGCCUUGCCCAAUGAGCAGGACAAACAAGCCAAGAGCUUUGUGAUCUCCCACCUUACCAACAUUCUGUCCUCAACUGAGCCAGAGACCGCAGAGCUGAGACAGAAGAUCCGGGAUGCCCUUCAGGGUAAUGAGCUCGGACCCAUCAUGGACCCCACCAAGUUCUCUCGCAACUACAAGAUGGGAUCUGUUGAGGGAAACAUGAUCUUUGAAGAUACCAGCUACCUGCCCAAGGAGGUCAUGAUUGAAAUGACUCUGAAGGCAUUCGGUUAUGACAUUGACAUGAUGGAGAUGGGUAUGGAGGGCAAAGGAUUUGAGCCAACUGUUGACGCCCUGUUUGGAGUGAACGGAUUCUUCCCCGACACUGUCAUGAAGACAAUGUCCUUUGUGUCUGACAACAUGCCACUCAGAGUCAAUGAGAUCCUGCAGAACAUGCUCCCUGCUCUGAAGAAGGACAGGAUGAAGAGACAGGCCUCCCAGAACCUGAUGAGGGAGAUCGGACGCAACCUCAACAAACUUGUGAGGGAAAUGAAGGCAGCACAGUCUCCUGAAGCAAUGGUUUAUCUGAGACUUUUGGGAAAUGAGCUUGGAUAUCUGAAGACCAAUGAAAUGGAGGAGAUGGCCUACUCUGCUGCCAUGAUGAUUGACAGCAUGCUCAAGAUGUUCCCAGUUGAUAUCAUGAAGGCUCUGAUGACCAAGGCUGACAACUCAAUCUUUGCCCACUACAUCUUCAUGGACAAUGAAUUCUUCCUGCCUACUGCCACUGGUGUGCCUCUCAGGAUUGCGAUGGCUGGUACUUUCACCCCUGGCAUCAAGGGUGGACUUCAGAUUGCUCGUGAUAUGAGUGAAGUGACCUUCAUGCCCUCCGCUGGCAUUGAGAUUGCAGCUCAGAUUGGCUCCCACAUCCCUGAAUAUGUCAACACUGGAUUAGAGAUGCGCACCAACUUUUUCCACGAGAGUGGGCUCAGUGCCAAGAUCUCCAUGGAGCCCAACAAUGUCAAGCUGACCAUCCCUGCUCCAAAAAAUCCUACAAAGCUCAUCCAAAUCACAAACACCCUGGUGGCAGUGACUGGAUCAGAGGUUAAGACCAUCCCCCCUAUGGUGAUGGACAAGGUUGAUGCCAGUGAGUGCACUCCCUUCUUCGCUGGAAUGAAAUACUGCACUGCUCUGCAGUACACUGAUGCUUUCUCUCAGGAGACAGCCCCCUACUUCCCCUUAACCGGAGACAGCAAAUUUGCCGUGGAGCUCCAACCCACUGGUGAAGUCACUGAGUACACAGCCACAAUUGCCUACGAGCUCCUGAGGGAAGGAGAAGAGGGCCGGCAGAAGGUUGACUCUGUGAAGUUUGUUCUCAGGGCUGAAGGUGCAGAGCCCACUGAAGCUACAGCACUCGUGAAAUAUAACAGAAGAAAGAAUGUCAUCACAGCCGACAUCCAGAUCCCUGACUUUGAUGUGGAGGCUGGACUCAGACUGGGUGUUGUUGAUGGAAACACCAAGGGCAAAGGAACUCACUCCAUCUCUCUUGACCUGAUAAACAAGAACAUUCCUCAGCUCUCCCUCGUUGGCCGCGCCAAGCUGAUGGCCAUGAAGGAAGGUAUGCUGCAAGUCCAACUUCUCAUCCCCUCUAUCAACGCUGAUGCCACUGUCACAGCCAACAUGAAACGUGAAGAAGAACUGGAAUUGGAGCUCAAGAGUGAAAUCAAGCUCAUGGAUGCCACCUCUGAGCAGACAAUCGCAAUGAAAUAUGAUGACAACAAGCUUGAGGCUGAAUUCAAGUCUGAUGUGAAAGCUGAGACCGCCAACUUACCAUAUGCUGAGUUGUUCGACAAGUAUGGCAACCAAGUUCUCGACAUGGAGGUUAUGCAGACUGACAUGAAAGUCCGUCACAUCUUCUUGAAGUUUGUGGAGGCUGCAAACAACUACAUGGAAAAAUAUGGUGCUGAUCUGCCUUACAUUCAGAACUUCAGAAUGCCUAAUAUGCCUGAGAUUUCCCUGCCUGAGACACUGUUCAUGAAGACCGAGGGAAAGGCUGUCUACUACUUCAACAAUGAGCGCUUCACUAUUGCUCUUCCUCUCCCUCUUGGAGGAAAGUCAACUGAGGAGCUUAACUUCCCACCAGCAUUGUCCACACCUAGUGUGUCUCUACCCCAGUUUGGACUGGAGAUUGUCUCCAUGGAAAUUCCCAUCCCAGAGCUUGUUGUCCCUGAGAGCCUGACUCUGUCCAUUCCUCUUUUCGGCAAAGCUGAGGUUUCAACUGUGAUGAAGAGCAACAUUUAUGACAUGGAGGCUUCAAUGGCUGCCGGCAAAGAUGUUGUUGAGACAUCAAGCUACUCAGCUAAGUUUGAUGUGAAAGGAACCAGCCCAAUUGACAUCCUCUCAGUUACGAUGGAAGGAUCUGGAAGUUUGGCCACCACUGAUUCCCUCAAGGCCACUCUGAAAAGCUCUUUGGCCCACAAAUUCCUUGAAGCCAGUGUUAGUAUUGUUGAGGAUGCAAUCAUCACAGACAAAAUCAAUUUGAAAUCAAGCAGCAAGAUUGAAGCCACAAGCCCAUUCGGUCUCAAGAUUGUGCUCGAGCACAAUGGGAUGACUGGAAUCAACACUGAAGAAAUCUCUGCAGAUAGCAAAUUUGAGGGAAUGUUCACUGCUGGGCCCAUGUAUGGCAAGACCAUUUCAAACCAGGCAUUUGCCAUCUUCCCAUUCAGGCCAGAAGCAAAGAUUGAUUCUUCUGUUCAGAUUGACUCCACCAUUGUUAGGGCCCAGAACACAAUUGCAGCAACUCUUGCCAAUGGUGAAUUCUCAGUUGUGUCCAACACCAAUGCCUUUGAAGACAUCUUGACCAAUGUUGCUGAGCUUUCCUUCAAAGACAGCAAGCUGUCACUGAAAUGUGACACAAAUGCCCUUGCUCUUGGCAUGAAGAUCCGCAACCAGGCUGAAGCCGCUGCUGGUGCCGGUGAAGUCGCCAUGAGAAUGGAGACAAAUGCAGACCACACUGAAAACCGUGUUUACUCUCUGCUGACUGCCUCUCUUGAUGUCAAUGGUCUGGCUGUUAACAGCGAUGCCACCUUCAAACUCCUUGAGAAUGUAGCUACUCACAAGGCUACUCUGAAAAUGAACAAGGACGGUUUGACCACAAGUGGAACAAACACCCUCCAGAGCCCCCUGUCCCUUGAAAACACCUUUGAUGCUGGGCUUGAUGCUUCAAAGGCUUCUCUGUCCAUUAUCAACAAGGCCGCAAUCUUUGACAUCAAGGUCGAUAAUACCAACACUCUGACCAUUACUCCCUCUAGCUUUGACUUCAACUCCAAGGCUGAAGCCAUCGGCAGCGAGUAUGCCUCUUACACUCAUGAUAUCACCCUCGACCUGAAACCCUACACUGCUUCUGCAAAUGUCAAUAACAACCUGAAAGUUCUGGCAGCCAACUUCAUUAAUGAGGCACAGUUGCAGGCAGAGCUUUACAAGAUUGACCUGACUGGAAGCAUGAAAGCAAUUUAUGGUGAGGAAGAGAUCAAGCACAUUUAUCAGGUAAAUUAUGCUGAUAUGAUAGCUAAUGCCAAGUGCAGCACCACUGGAAAACUCUUUGGAACUCACACAAACCAGAACACUGAGCUUGAGAUUACCGGUCUUGCUGUCAGGAUCUCCAACGAUGCCCGCUUCAACUCACAGCCAAUGCGCUUUGACCACACCAUCCGUUGCAGCAUUGUGCCUUUUGAUUUCAACCUUGAUGCCGUUUUUAACGGUGAUGGAGACAUGACCAUGUAUGGAAAGCACAGUGCCCAGCUGUAUGGCAAGUUCCUCCUUAAAGCACAACCCCUAGCUUUUGCUAGCUCACAUGAAUGCAGAGCAUCAGUAAACCAGCAGCUCGAUAACGGUUUUGCUCUUGAGACCACAUUUGACAACAAGAUGGAUACUGUUCUGUCACUCCAAGAGCAGAAGACCAGUUUCAGAAUGAAGUCUAAAAUGAAUGAGCAUGCCUUUAAUCAGGACCUGAGUGUUUACAACACUGCUGAGAGAACUGGAAUUGAGGUUUCUGGCACCAUCCUCACCAACAUGCUAAAUGCAGACUCCGCAGACAACCAGGAAUUCACCAUCGCUUCCUUCAUCAAGUAUGACAAGAAAACAGACUGCCAAAUAGUUCAGCUCCCUCUAUUCGAAAAUCUACCUGCCAUCUUGGAAAGCAUCAAAGGCAUGGUUGUGAGUGUUGCAGAGACACUGCAAGACUGCCUCAACAAUGAGAGGAUAAGGGCUAAACUUGAGGCUCUUCCCCAGUAUGCUAACGAGUUUGUUUCUCAACUGAAUGUAGAAGGCAAGCUCAUUCAGCUGAAGGAGUAUUUCAAUGAUAUUACCCAAGAAUAUGUCAUCACAAUGGAGGAUGUGGAAGCUGCUAUUAUGAACCUGCGAAAUAAUGUUAGAAAACUGCUGGUUGACCUCUCUCUGUACAUCCAAAGCUUUGCUGAGAUGGUGCAACAGAUUAUUGUUAGUGGCACCCUCCCUGAAACCCUCAUUCAGAAGUUCCAGGAACAGCUGAAUGCCUUUAAUGCAGAGUAUGACAUCCAGGCUAUGAUCAUGUAUGUGAUUGAUACCAUGGGGGAUAUGAUCCAGCAGAUCGACCUAGAAAAACUGAAGGGGAGCAGCAUCGCAUUCCUGAGUGACAUUGAUGCCAAGUAUGAAAUCAAGGCUAAUCUUCAGUCAAACAUGCGUGAUAUUAAACAAGUAAUUGAGAACUUGGACAUGCAAAAAAUGUUUGUUGAACUGAAGGAGUUCAUUUCUGAUUUGCACUUAAGAAGUCUCGUUGAUUUCUUCGUGAAUACGAUUCCCUCUGAAAUCUUCCAGGAUAUGACAGAUAAAAUAAAGGACAUGAUUCAGGACCUUGACAUCCCAACUAAGAUUAAUAUAUUCUUUGCCAAGAUGAGAGAACUGAUUGUGAAGUUCGAGGCUGACAAAAAGGUUCAGGCUCUCUUGGAAAAGGCUGUUGAGCUCGUCCAGCAGUUCAAAAUUGAAGAAACUAUCAGAGCUGUAGCUAACAUGGUGAAGGAUGCAGACAUCCCUACCAAAUUCAUGGAAGCCUUCCAGGGUGCACUUGACUAUUUGAAAGCAACAGAGGUUAAGGAUAUCAUUGAGCAGCUCAAUAUGUAUAUUGACACUAUUGUGCAAAAACUGAGGUCAUUGGAAUAUAAUGCCUUUGUGGAUUAUGUCAAUCAAAUUAUUGCUGAGUGCACCGUUUAUGUGAACGAGUUGAUCAAGACUCUUGAAAUCCCCCAGAAACUUGAGGCUACUAGAGACUUUGUCAACCUCGUCUUAACCUAUGGCAGAGGCUUGUUGGAAAGCCUGAGAGAAAUCAAAGUUGCAGAAAUGAUUAAAUCUGUAAAGGAUUUUGUUGACCAGGUUGUGCUUGAAAACCUUAGGUCAUUUGCUGACUAUAUCAAAGUGAGAAUAACAAAUCUGGAUGUCAGUGCUGCAAUUAACUCUAAAUUCGACUAUGUGAGAUCAAACUACAGAGCUGCCAUCAGAAUUGUCUCUCGUAUUUUCACCAAUAUGCUUGACUUUAUGAACACUGUGGUACCAGACCAAAAAAUCUUCAGCGAGAUUCGGCAGAUCUUUGAAGGGCUCCGUACUGAACUUAAGAAACUUGAGCUGAGCACACCAUCCUUCAUCAUUCCUUUCACUGAUCUUGCUGUGCCUUCAGUGAAGAUCAGUAUGAAUAAUCAGCUCGAAAUCCCAACACAGCUGGAUAUCCCUGAGUUCACCAUUUUGGGCUCCUACACUGUGCCAGCCACCACAAUUUCCAUUGAUGACAUCAAGCAGAAAAUAAUGGAACUCAUUGAUUUCAUUAAAAGCUUUGAGAUCAAAAUGAUUGAUGUUGAUGCUUUCUUCGGAGAUCUGACCAUCAACUACCUUCCUUCCAUGCCUGAGAUGACCUUCCCAGAAAUCAACCUUCCUGAGUUCUCAUUCCCCUCCAUCCCCCACGUUAAUGUAGAAAGGUUGGUCAAGUCUCUUCAGAUUCCUGAGUUCACACUGCCCACCAUUCCAGAUCAGAUGAUGGUCCCAUGCUUUGGUAAACUCUAUGGUGAGAUCAAAUUCCAAACUCCCAUAUACAUCGUGAAGACUUCUGCUGAGCUCCAGAACUCCACUGAGAAUGAAAUGACACCUCAAUUUACUGCAUUCCUGAAUUCCCAGGCCACAUCUCCAAGUUUUGAAGUUCUUAACUACAAACUUGACUCCACUGCCCGUGUUGCAAUUCCAAAAAUGAGCCGUGUUGUCCUUGCAGAGACUCUUAAGUUCAAUCAUCUUGCUCUUGGAGUUGAACACCAGGCAUCUGUCACUCUCUAUGGUCUAUCAGCCCAGGCCCAAGGCAAAACUACCAUUAAGGUUAGCACUACACCUUUCACUGCUGACUUUAUGAACACAGCCUUUAUUGCUAUGGAAGAGGGAAUGUCUGCCUCUCUGGAUUCAACUUACAGUCAAAUUGUGGACCUCCCAAUGUUCAGCUUCAGAAGUGAAGCCACUGUAACCCAGAAAGCAGUUGCUCGCCAAGAUGGCUACACCAUCAUUCUAACAGCUGAGAAUACAGGCAAUGGCAAAGUCAAUGCUCAUGAGGGAUCCCACAAGAGCAACAUGGAGAUGACACUCACUCCCAGCACUAUGAAACUGACUUUCUCUGGUGACACAGACUCUACCAUCUUAAAGAUGAAACAGCAAAUAGCUGCAGAAUCUGGCAUCUUCUCCUACUGCAAGUUCAACAUGCGCAAUGAGGCAGAGGCACCAGUCAUUAAGAACAGUCUUGUUGUGGUAUCUGGAGACUUCAAUCUUUAUGACAUGAAGGCUGAGGUGAAAGCAAACCAUGACACAGAACUGUAUGGUGCAGUCAGUGGAGUCCUGUCCAAUGGAAUCAACAUUGUUGUCCGUCCUGUUGAGAUUGUCUUUGAAUUCCAAAACAAAGGAAAUGCCAAGGUUAACGUCAUUGAAAGUCUGACUGCCAAGAUUGAUCUGCAGAAUGAUUACUUCGCCACCAUCAAACCCAACAGCCAACAGAUGAACACAGUAGCCCUGGCUCGUCUUAAUCAGUACAAAAUGUUCUACAACUUCACGGUUGACAAUAAUGAAAAUCAGGCUGCCAUCUUUGUCGCUAUGGAUGGUGAGGCCAAUCUUGACUUCCUGACAUCCCCCAUCAGCAUUCCUGAGAUUGACCUGCCUUUUGUUGACUUCCGUACUCCAGCUAUCAGUGACCUGAACGUGUAUGAACAGACUGGAUUGAAGAACAUUUUGACAACCACUGAGCAGUCUGUGGACAUGGAUGCCAAGAUUGUUUACAAGAAAAGCCAGGCUGCCCCCAUUGUUGACGUGAUGGGUCCAAUCCAGAUUCCUUCUUUGGGUAACCUGAUCACAGAGAUGUCCGUCAAGUCUGCUAUCAUUAAUCUGAAUGUCAAUGCUGGACUGUAUACUGAAGAUGAUCUUGUGUUCCGCCUGGGAGCUUCCACAGCCUCUGUGUUUGAGAGUCUGAAAGCCAAACUUGAUGGAACCACAAGCCUGACAACCAAGAGAGGAAUCAAGUUGGCCAAUUCCCUGUCCCUUGAAAAUCCGCACAUUGAAGGCACUCAUGACAGCACCAUCAGCAUGAGUACUGAGACUUUGGAAACUGCUAUCUCUGUGGCUACUGUUGCAAAGAUUUCCCUGCCUAUUCUCAACCUGGAAGCAAACCAAAAUUUGGUUGCAGACACCAAAGCCAAAGCAAAUGCUGUCUCCACCUUGACCAUGAAGGGUGAUUUCAAUAUCCCUGUGAUCAAGGCUGUUGGAAAGGCCGAGGCAGAACACAGCCUGAAGCUGGAGGGAAGCUUUGACUAUGUUUCCAUGGAGUCAGCUGCUAAGGCAAACAUGGAUGGCACAGUGCUUGAAGACUAUCUACUUUUGGGAGUCCUGGAUAAUGACAUGAAUAUGUACCUGAAUAACGAUGGCCUGCGCUCCACCUCCAAGGUUAUUGCCGAUGCCAAGCUCAACCAAGGCAACAACAAAGUCAUUGGCAUGGAUGUAAAUGAGAACCUUGCUGUUGAAGCCUCCCUGAGCCGUGUGUAUGCAGUGCUGAAGUUCACUGGAAACAAUGAGGCAAAUGUUUUCAAUUUCAAUACCCGUGGAAAACAAGUUGUCCAGGCAACCAUCGAUCUUGCCCCAACCUCUUCUUUGACUGCUGAUAUUGAGAUUGACAUUUCUCAGCCAAGCAACCUGGGUGACCUCAGCAUCUAUGAGAAGACUGUUGCUGAAGUGACACCUGCCACACAGAAGAUCUCUGCCAAUGGCAAGUUUGUGAGCCCACUGUACACCACAAACCUGGCAGUCGAAGUUGAGGGCAGUGUUCCUGUCUUCAAAGUCAUCUUGAAGUCCUCUGCCACCUCUGUUAUUGUGCUCUUGGAAUAUGACAUUGAUGCCUCCUCUACUGUGAACUUUGAGAAUGAAGCCCUGAACAUGGUCAACAGAGCUCUUUUCAACCAUGCUGAAAUGACCAUUGAUUUCAACCAUGCCAUUACCCAAGCCUUGAGGAGAAAGCGACAGGCUGAUGACAGUUCUUCUCGCCACACCCUGAAUGUGGACAUCACCAGCCCUACAUUCACUGAUGCAAACCUUCGUUAUGCUGCUCGCAGCGAUGGUAUCAGUGCCUCUGUGUCUACUCCAACCACUGGCUUCGUGGGCCUUCAGUUCAAUGGCAGAGUCCCAUCUCAGAUGAUGGCAAGACUCUAUGGUCGUUAUCCUUCUGCCCCAGAUGCUGAUGUUGAGGCCUUGGUCAUCAGAUCAUCUGCUAAGGAUGCCGAUAAGAUGAACCUGCAGAUUGCCUACAACAUGGAGGUACUCAAAGCAGUGCUCUCUGAAAUCAAGCUCAGGCUCCCUUCCAUGAUCUCUACAUUCACAAAUUUUGCUGACAAGUACCAAAUCACAGGCAAAAUGGAAGAGAUGAAGAACACCGUUGUUAACCGCAUCAGCGAGGCCUACAAUGUUGCAAUCAACUAUGAUGCUCAGUUGAGCCAGCUGUCAAUCUUCUUCAGAAACAUCAUUGUCCAGUACCAGCAGACUGUCCAGGUAUUUCUGGAUGCUGUUGUCAAGGUCUUGAGGGAAACCCAGUUCAAACUGCCUGGGUCUGAUGAGAUGACCACUCUCCCUGAGGCCCUGAAGAUGCUGACCAGCAGCAUUGCUGCUUUUCUGGAGACAACCCUCCACACCAUCUAUGACAACACUGAGGUCUACUAUAAUGCCUUUGUUGAGAUGAUCAGCAGUGUGAAAUUGCGCAUGCCAGUUGGUGAUGCAAUCUCUGGAGGCCAGAUCUUGGAUCAGGUCAAGAGAACAUACAAGUACAUCUUUGAUGAACUGGUGGACUUUGUGAAAAAUAUGGAGAGCCUUGACACAAUGCUAGUGAAGAUGGGCGAGACCCUUAAGGCUAUUGUUGAGAAAUCUCAGGAGUUUGUUGACUCUGUCAAGUCUGAUUAUUUAGAUGCAGUGUUCGUCAACAUCAAUGUCCUCUAUGUUAACUUUGUCACAGUCUUAAAGAAUGUUGUAGACCAGAUGUCUGCCCUAAAUAUGGAGCAGCUCAACAGUUCAUUUGAGUACAUUAUGGACAUGCUCAUCUAUGCAGUGGACCAGUUCAAUGUCACCGUUAAUGGUCUCCUGCAGCAGGCUUCAGAGGAAGUUCAAACCUACAUGAAAGUUAGUGAAGGGAGGCUUGAGAUUUCCCUGCCAUUUUACUUCCAGCAGUAAGGAUCCCUCACAGACUGAGGCCUAAGUCCUUAUGAAACACUACCAUCUGUUCAAAAUACAUGCUUGGAAGGACUAUGGACAAUUUGCUCUUUAACCAUAUUUAUAACAACAAGUUUAACAGAAACACCUGUUGUACCAUUUUCACUUGAAUGGUUUAUUGCAUUUAACAUUGAAAAUGUAACAUUCUACUGAAACUCAUCCCCCUGAAAAGGGUGAAAAGCAUCAAUAAAAUAUGUUAACGCAAUUUAUAAAUGUCUGAUGUC
Centropristis striata (black sea bass) is the source of this 11875-nucleotide messenger RNA. RefSeq names its product apolipoprotein Bb, tandem duplicate 1 (gene apobb.1). The transcript has 30 exons. Lineage: Eukaryota; Metazoa; Chordata; Actinopteri; Perciformes; Serranidae. The record is from RefSeq and is a predicted model, not a curated record. Gene Ontology annotation, molecular function: low-density lipoprotein particle receptor binding; cholesterol transfer activity. Gene Ontology annotation, biological process: lipoprotein transport; triglyceride mobilization; cholesterol homeostasis. Gene Ontology annotation, cellular component: low-density lipoprotein particle; mature chylomicron; very-low-density lipoprotein particle. Bases 201 to 11612 code for a protein of 3803 amino acids.